This is a messenger RNA of Funneliformis caledonium, 342 nucleotides long. The record is from the annotation of a GenBank genome assembly. Lineage: Eukaryota; Fungi; Glomeromycota; Glomeromycetes; Glomerales; Glomeraceae.
AUGUCAGAAUCUAGAAAAUAUAAAAUUACUGGAAAUCAGGUUGUAUCACAACUGUUCAUUUUUGAUUGGAGUAUUAAAACUCGUGAAAAGUUUUUAGAAUUGUUUAAAGAUGGACAUUCUCCUUCAUCUGCAUUAUAUACUCAUGAGAAUAAACUUUACCUUAAUGCUGUAAAUGAACAGGAAUUGUUAAAAUUACUUGUGAAUAGGGUUGACAAUCUGGAUUAUGGUUAUAUUUCUAAUCUUUUUCAGCAAUAUCGUGAAACUAUAUUUGGCGGUUGCAAUGGUAAACUAAUAUUUGAACAUUUAGUAGAAAUUGUCAAAGAUUACAAUAAUUCAAAUUGA